This is a messenger RNA of Caenorhabditis elegans, 1134 nucleotides long. It is a transcript of the gene F53B6.4, whose product is annotated as Major sperm protein. The coding region runs from base 1 to 1029 and encodes 342 amino acids. The transcript has 4 exons. The record is from RefSeq and is marked reviewed. Lineage: Eukaryota; Metazoa; Nematoda; Chromadorea; Rhabditida; Rhabditidae.
AUGAGGAUAAGGUCGAGGGGUCAACCUUUUAGAAAAAGCAAAUGUGAUCAAUCAAUCGAUAAUAAAAAUCAGUUCGAAGUUUUGAAGGAAGAAGCGAGAGUUUGUGCCUCUAUUGCUCGUACAAGAAUGCUCGUCCCGCUGACUGCAAUUGUGACUACGUCGUUGCCGAUGGUUGCCGCCAUCGCUUUUUGUGCCAAGAAUCGUAAGACGGUCCAUGCUAAAAACAAGAAUAAGAACAAGAGCAGCAAAUCUGCCAAAUCGUCGAAAUCUACUCGUGGAGCGUCGAAGAGUGGGAAAUCUCGCCGUUCAUCGAAAGCUAAGCACUCCAAGAGAUCGUCGAAGUCUAGUAAGAAGGGAACGUCUGGAAAAUCUGGAAAGGGAAGCAGCAAGCGUGGAGGGAAAUCAUCAAAGUCUUCGAAAUCGAAGAAAGUCAAGACUGCUACCACCUCUGGUUCUCAAGUUUCAACUGUUUCCGCUGCUACUGGUGUUUCUGAUAAGCAAUCUAACUCAUCGAAAUCUUCUCGUAAGAGCUCAAAGAGUUCGAAGAGCCGUAAGAAUCGUCGACUUGAUUCGGAUGCCCAGAAGAAAAUGGAGAAAUCGGGAAAGAGCGGCAAAGUUGCUCUUAUUCCAAAAACGCAACAAACAACUGGAAGCCAAGUUGGGCAUAGCCUUGCUGAAGAAGUCAAUUCGAUCAAGCACUCCAAGGAAAUGAAUGUGGCUCCUGCUAAACUUCAAUACCAGACACUUGGCGGAGUCAAUCAAAUUGAAUUGAAGAAUACUUCAAAUGAACGUAAAGCUUAUAAGAUCAAGUGCUCGGAUAACUCCCUUUACCGUGUCAAUCCGGUUUAUGGAUUUGCUGAGCCACGUUCUUCCGUUAAGAUUGAUGUGUUGAGAUUGAAUGGAGAGCAGAAAACUGACAAACUUGUGCUCUUGACUGCCAAUGCCAACGGCUCUACUAAUCCUCAUGAGGCAUUUGCUAACCAAGCGGAGCAUCGUGAGAUGAUGGUUGUCCCAUUGGUGGCUGCCUAAACAAUCGAUUCGACAUCAAUCUUGAAGUCUCUCUCAUGUCCAACAAAGUUCAUUAAUAAAGAUGAUGAUAUUUGGUUCUUAUUGUUUCUUUUUGUAGUUUUUCAU